Molecule: messenger RNA, 2277 nt
Organism: Carassius carassius (crucian carp)
Lineage: Eukaryota; Metazoa; Chordata; Actinopteri; Cypriniformes; Cyprinidae
Product: ubiquitin carboxyl-terminal hydrolase 30-like
Exons: 12
Coding region: 459-2132 (557 amino acids)
Biological process (GO): protein deubiquitination
Cellular component (GO): cytosol; nucleus
Molecular function (GO): cysteine-type endopeptidase activity; cysteine-type deubiquitinase activity
Source: RefSeq, a predicted model, not a curated record
GGUCCGUCGCGCAACCACGAGCAAUGUUGAGUUCCGCACUUUUGGGCGCAGUCAAAUAUGCCUUGGUGCAAACACGGAGCUACAGACAAGCUCGUCAGAGAGUUCUUACGCACUAGAGCCGCUGCAAGGUCGGAGUUUUUGUAUACAUGUGUGACAUGACGUCUGUAUAUUGAGUCGGUGUAGCUCUAAUAUACGCAGAGAACGCAGUAGAGAUGGAGGCAGCUGUUGCACUGGAGGCCAGCAGACAUUCGCUUUUAUUACUGUGUUUGUAUUUCAUUAAUCAUCACAGAUGAAUGAACAAUCAUGUCUUUUAUCUGUAAUAAAUGUAUUCGGACUGCUCUCUUUACAACUUGAUAGCCAGCAGUAGCUUAUUAAACCUACUAAAUCUGUCUUAGAAAUAGUGUAAAGUUAACAUCCAGGUGUUUAAUAAUAUAAAUAGCUUCAAUUUAGUGUUCAGCAUGAAUCAGAGCAUGACAUUUACAUUUAAUCAUUUAGCAGACGCUUUUAUCCAAAGCGACUUACAAAUGAGAACAAUAGAAGCAAUCAGAUCAACAAGAGAACAACAACAGUAUUCAAGUGCCAUGAUAAGUCUUAGCAUGAGAUUUGUUUUUAUGUGUUCUGAUUUUUUUAACAUUGUCACUUCAUUGCUGUCUGUGAUAGACAAAACCAAAACACUUAUUUGUUCUUUGUGUUUCAGGAACAAGAUGAUGAAAAACUGGGGUGUGAUUGGUGGAGUAGCUGCUGCCAUGGCUGCUGGAGUCUAUGUAUUAUGGGGCCCAAUUUCAGACAGGAAGAAAAGGAGAAAAGGAAUGGUUCCUGGUCUGCUAAAUCUGGGGAACACGUGCUUUAUGAACUCACUUCUCCAGGGCCUGGCAGCGUGUCCUUCCUUCAUCAGAUGGCUUGAAGACUUUACAAGCGAAAGCAGCGUCCAUCCAGAGAGAACGGAUAGAGAGACUCAUCUGUCCAGCUCUCUGAUGCAGUUACUUAAAGCCCUGUCAAGUCAUGAUCCCGGAGAAGAUGAUGUUUUAGAUGCGGGAGCCCUCUUAGAAGCUCUCAGGCUUUACAGAUGGCACAUUAGCUCCUUCGAGGAACAGGAUGCUCAUGAGCUCUUUCACGUCCUCACAUCUUCAUUAGAGGAGGAACAGGAACACCAACCCAGAGUCGCUCAUCUGUUCGACAUGCAAACACUGGAGAAAUCUGUGGAGUCAAAAGAAAAAAACAUAAGCUGCAGAAGUGGAGGCCCAUUACAUCCUAUUCCAAGUUUAUGGAGGACUCGGCACCCUUUUCAUGGGCGGUUAACUAGUUAUAUGGCUUGCAAACGCUGUGAGCAGCAGAAUCCUGUGCACUAUGAUUCUUUCGAUAGCUUGUCUCUUCCUAUCCCGUCACUACAGUGGAGCAGACCAGUUACUUUGGACCAGUGUCUCCAGCAUUUCAUCUCCUCUGAAACCAUCAAAGAAGUGGAGUGUGAAAACUGUACAAAGCAGCAGGCUGGAGAGCUUGUGAAUGGAGAAGUCCUUGAGAGUCAGAGGACAACAUUUGUCAAGCAGCUGAAACUUGGAAAGUUGCCUCAGUGCCUCUGCAUCCAUCUGCAGAGAUUGACAUGGUCUAAAGAGGGCACUUCCAUUAAAAGACAAGAGCAUGUUCAGUUUACUGAAUAUUUGUCUCUGGAUCGAUACAAACAUUGUACAGCUGGUCAGAACCUCCAGACCAACAGCAGAACAAACAGGCCCAAAGCUCUCGGAGACCCAAAAGACAAAACCAUUGCUAACGGUGUUGAUUCAGAACACUGUAACAAUAAUAAGCCACUGUCCAAUGGAGCCUUUCCCUCCAUCUUUCUGCACUCACCAGGACUGAGCUCACAGCUCAACCUCACUUAUGACUACAGCAGCUCAGAGUAUCUCUUUCGCUUGACGGCUGUCCUGGUUCAUCAUGGAGACAUGCACUCUGGACACUUUGUCACUUACCGCCGCUGCCCUGCAGCUCCCUGUGGAACGUCUGCUUUUAGCUCCCAGUGGCUCUGGGUGUCUGAUGAUUUGGUGAGGAAAGCCAGUCUCCAGGAGGCGCUCUCCUCCAGCGCAUAUCUGCUCUUUUACGAACGAGUGCGAAGGUUUGGUCUGAGGGUGGAAGAGUAGUGUCUCAGCUGACCCGUGUAACUUAUUCUUAAUUCAAAGCUAGAGCGAUAAUCCUCGUUUCUCUCCAUUCCAGGCCAUGCUACUAUGGCCAAGUGCAACUGUGAAUCCCUGUGCAUGCAGUGUGGUGUGCAUGUUGUUUCUGAUC